Molecule: messenger RNA, 498 nt
Organism: Suillus subaureus
Lineage: Eukaryota; Fungi; Basidiomycota; Agaricomycetes; Boletales; Suillaceae
Exons: 2
Coding region: 1-498 (165 amino acids)
Source: RefSeq, a predicted model, not a curated record
AUGGCUCCCUCCAUAACUCCUACGCACGGUGUCAAGCUCAACCCUCUCUUUACUGGUUCUUCCAGCGGGGAACGCUAUCACGCACCAGUUCCCAUAGAAUGGGAUGUGCGCUACCAUCCAACACGUUCUGCAGAAAUAGCAAACAUGCCUCUGUUGUCAUCCCACCUGUCACAAUUUGCAACUAAUCCACCUAUUCCAAAGUUGCACCUUUGCAGAACUGUGCUAGAAGCGAUUUAUGAGACACUCCGCCAACUUGUGCGGGGGCAUGAGUGGGAGGGCAUGUCGCUCAAGCAGCGCGGCCGGAUUGAAGAUAUACACCGCGCGCGAUGCAGGGCGUCUUUGUACCCUGAGCACGCACGUUUAGCGGGUGUCCGCCGAGCGGACUGUCUGCUCUCAACGACCAUGUUCGCUGGACUGACCUCGUUGGUCAGGAGGAGAGAGCAGUGGCAAGUGGUCCUCACGCUGUCACGCGAUUUCAGACCCCGCGUGCACUAUUAG